CAAAAAAAUAAAUAAAUUUUGACGUAUGCAUUUUGAGUACUUUUCAGGACGUAGUACACAGAGUAUGUGACGUAUUACCCGUGUUUCCGUUCGGCCAGUGUGUCAAUUGUUGUUGUUUUAAAGGCGCUCAGUGAACUGAACAGGUACAGAAUGCUACGUCUGCGUUGCAAAGCCAAAAACGGAACCCAUCUGAUGCAGGGCCUUACACACCAAUCUUGUGUCCGGGAGCUUAAAGAUAAGAUUGAGGAGCUAACAGGAAUACCAUGUGAUGUACAGAAGAUCAUGGUAGGCUAUCCACCGUCCAGUCUGGAUCUACGCAACGGGGAAGCCCACCUCAAAGACUACCCUAUCAAAUCAGGAGACACGCUGAUUGUAGAGGAGGAGAAGAAUAAACCCAAACCUCAAACGCAAACCACUGUGACUAAAGGCCCCACUUUCGACCUGGCUCCAGUUCUAGAGCGCCGCGUUGUCCCUGCCGACAACUCUUGUCUGUUUACCAGUGUGAACUACGUUAUGGAAGGGGGUGUGUACGACCCAGCCUGUGCGGCUGAGAUGCGUGGGCUCAUUGCACAAAUUGUAGCCAGUGACCCCACCGCAUACUCGGAGGCAGUAUUGGGCAAGACUAACGAGGACUAUUGCACCUGGAUCCGUCGAGAUGACACGUGGGGAGGCGCCAUUGAGGUUUCAAUCCUCUCUAAGUUCUACCAGUGUGAGAUUUGCGUUGUUGACACUCAGACUGUGCGCGUCGACCGUUUCGGUGAGGAUGCGGGUUACACUAAACGAGUGCUGCUUAUUUAUGAUGGUAUUCAUUAUGACCCGCUCCAAAAGGUGAUGCCCAGUGCAGAUGUUCCUGCACAGACUGUGUUCUCCACCACUGAUGACAUCAUUUUGGCCCAGGCGCUGGAGCUCGCGGAUGAGGCGCGGAGGAAACGUCAGUACACAGACGUCAACCGCUUCGCUCUGCGCUGCAUGGUGUGCCAGACUGGCCUGGUGGGACAAAAGGAAGCAAGGGAGCAUGCUAAGGAGACCGGGCACACCAACUUCGGGGAGGUGUGACGCUCUCUUCGCUAUAUCCUUGAAAUCACUCCCACCUUUGCCGCGUCACUGCCACGCCACUUGACAUGGUACCCGCUCUUUCACUGCUGCCUGUUCCAGCUUGGUACAGUCCUCUACCUCACAUUGUCUAGCGGCUUCAGGAGACUUUCACGUGUCGAGUUCCCAGAGAAUUCAGUAUUCUUUCAACUUUGGUUUGCUCUUGAGGUUGAAGUAUUAAAUUGUGCUCGUGUUUUUGAGUCUGUUGCCUGAUAUGACGACGAAGCCGUCUCUUCAAACCAAAUUUUAAAGGGAUUCUGCACUGAUUUAAAACCUCCAGUUUUUACAAUGAUUAUAAUACUAAUAUUAAUGUGAAUCUUGCGAAACACAUCCAGGUCAUAUUUCAAAUAUCAAAGAAGGAAAAAAGAAAUAUUGUGUGUAUGUAUGUAUGUAUAUAUAUAUAUAAUAUAUAUACACAUACACACACUCAUAUAUUAGUGCUGUCAAACCGAUUAAUCACGAGUAAUUGCAUAUAACAAAAGUUUAUAUUUAUAUAAUAUAUGUGUGUGUAUAUAUAUAUUAUUAUAUAUUAUACAGAUACACACACACAUAUAUAUAUAUGCAUACAUAUAUGUGUGUGUGUGUGUAUAUAUGUAUGUAUAUAUAUAUAUAUAUAUAUAUAUAUAUUGUACACACACACACACACACAAGUAUGCAUGUAUAUGUACACACUUAUAUAAACAAACUUUUGUUAGAUGCGAUUGAUCGAUUUGACAGCACUAAUAUAUAUAUAUAAGUGUCUUACGAUACCAUUCAAUUAAUAUUAAUAUAUUUUUUGCAUUGUGAUUUUAUUUUCAUGACAGUUAGGCACAUUUCCUCACAAAAUUCUAAUCUGAUAUUAUUUAAAUUGUGAAUUAUUUAUACAUCAUAGUAUUGAUUGUUGUACUGCUUUGCAUUUAUGCUGAUUUAAAUCAUUUUAAUUACAGUAAUUUUUAACUGUAAACUGUAAAUUACUGUAUUACAUUUAAUAAUUUAGUAUGAAAAUGACAUGAAAAUAAUUAUUUUUAAUGGCCGUAAAAUCAUUUUCUUUAUGCGAAGAAUAACUACUACUUUUUCUUCUAAUUUUAGUGUCAAAUGUGACCUAGACAUGUUUUCGCAAGAUUCACCCAUGACCUCAUGUUAACACUUUUCAGUUGUCUGCAGCUCAAAGAUGUCCUGAAGAGAUAACAAUCGUUUGACAAUGCUAGCUAAACUCUUAGUAGUACCUAACAACUAAUGAAACUUUUAAUGGGUUAUCAUGUAAGGCAUAAUAGUUUUUUUAAACAAAUGAAUUACAUAUGUUAAUCCUUUCACGCAUUAGGUGCUUCUGGAUAGUAUUUCAAAAUGGUGGAGCACAGCUAAAGACAUGCCUUUCAUGAUGAUUUAAACAUGGCAUUACUGUAUUUAUAUUAUCUGUCUUUUUAAGGUCAUACGCACAGCUUCUGAACAAUCGAUGGCACUACAUGAAGUCUUAUGUUCACUGGCUCCAUUGUACCUGUUACUUGAAAUAGUCUCAUAGAUCAAGUGUGUUUCUGAAUCCUCAGUAUGGUUUUUACACAUUUUGAGUAAGCUAGUUAGCUGGAAAGAGUGGAUUUUAAGCUGAAGUGGACAACAAUGGUGCUGAUAGUAGAAUCUCACUGAACUACUUUGUGAAUCAGUAGAUUUUGUUUUCCUUUGAAGGGCACUUGUGUAAUUUCUGCAGAUGACCACACAAGAUUGUUUUAUGCAAAUGUGUUUAUUCUCUCUCAAGUGACUAUGACAUAUUGUUAGGAAGAGUGAUUGUAGUGACUUUUGCUUUGCAUUUUAAGUGGAGAAAUAUGUCAUAUUGAACUUUUUCCUGCUUACAGGGCCAAUAUCGGAGGUUUAGGAACACGUUUAGUGUAGCAAAGUACCAUAGUAUUAAGAGUGUGGAUUAACUUUAGAGAGAAGACAUCUUGUAAGGCCUGAUGAUGUUGUACCUUCUCAGUAUUUUUCAGUCAGGUACUAUCCACACUGUUGUUUACUUGUUUGCAGCCUUUUUAUUUUGAAGAAAUGGUGCCAUUGUACGGCCAAAGGACUUUUUUUAUUUUGCAGUGGUUUUUCUAAAUGGCCGUGAUCAGUGUUUUACCAACUCUAAGGUAACUUUGAGUGAGAAACUGCAUGUACAACACUCAUUGCUACAAAAUCACUGGUUAUACUGGGUUAAUGAUAAAUAAACUUGAAUUGAUAUAUAUAAA
This is a messenger RNA of Ctenopharyngodon idella (grass carp), 3287 nucleotides long. RefSeq names its product YOD1 deubiquitinase (gene yod1). Gene Ontology annotation, molecular function: cysteine-type deubiquitinase activity; protein binding. The coding region runs from base 151 to 1056 and encodes 301 amino acids. The transcript has 3 exons. Gene Ontology annotation, cellular component: cytosol; nucleus. Gene Ontology annotation, biological process: protein deubiquitination; endoplasmic reticulum unfolded protein response. The record is from RefSeq and is a predicted model, not a curated record. NCBI's taxonomy places the organism in Eukaryota, Metazoa, Chordata, Actinopteri, Cypriniformes, Xenocyprididae.